This is a messenger RNA of Capsaspora owczarzaki ATCC 30864, 5040 nucleotides long. RefSeq lists its product as hypothetical. Gene Ontology annotation, biological process: regulation of apoptotic process. Gene Ontology annotation, molecular function: protein binding. The transcript is spliced from 2 exons. Gene Ontology annotation, cellular component: nucleus. Bases 1 to 5040 code for a protein of 1679 amino acids. Lineage: Eukaryota; Filasterea; Ministeriida; Capsasporidae. The record is from RefSeq and is a predicted model, not a curated record.
AUGGUGGCGCCCUCCUCUGCUGCAGACACGGCGCCUGCAGCAGCGACUCCUUCAACAACUGCUGCUACCACGACGACUGCCACUACUGCCAGCACACACCUUGCGGCCGAAGACGGCAGACCGGCGUUGCUUGCUUCCCACAACGCGUAUUCGCACCCUCGACCGCCGCCUGCCAUGCCCCUCCGCGAGCCGCCGCCACCAGCGCUGGGCAGCCGCACCGCCACCACCACGGUCACCGCUGUCACCGACAUGAUGAAUCCGCACCGCCAUCCCACCGCUGAUGCGGCAGAGUACUCACAGCAGCCAAAGCACCAGCAGCCGCAGCCGCUCUCCAGCAGUGUCGGCGUGUUACCAGCGUCAAAGAGCAGCAGCGGCACAGUGUCCGACCAGGCCCGUCCUGCAUCUGCGCUUGUGUCGAAUGCUGGCACUGUGCGUAUCGCUGGCGCGCUGCCUGCAGGGCCACAGCCGGCUGCAGCCGGCGCUGCGGCGUCAUCAUCUGCUGUUGCACCGCUGCUGUUGCAUUCUGCGCCAGAUCCUCCGUUGUCGGCGUCGUCGUUGUCGGGCCCUUCCGCUGCUUCCGCUGCCGCCGCUGCCGCCGCCGCCACCACGUCGUCAUCGUCUGGAACUGCACUGCCAGCAACGGCUGGCGCUCGGCCCGGCGUGGCGACACGUCCCCGAUCCCUGUCUGGCUCUUCCGCGCCUGGCCUUGGAUUCCAAUCCUCGCUCUCACCCGUCCUUUCCCCUGGUAUUGUGCAGCCGACGUCGCCAAUCCUGCCACUCACCCCUCCGACGUCCAGAGAGCAAGGCGAUGCGCCCCAACCGAGCGGUGAUCGCGUUGCUGCUCUGGCUGCGGGAGCGUCGCUGUCGUGCGAUGGAGCACGCCAGAUCGCUUCGACCUUGCCCGAAGAGGAAUUCCAAACGUUCGACACGCUCCUGCUCAACAACGACGCAUCGACAACAUCGAUCGUCUCGACAGCGGAACCGGCUGGCAUUCCAUCCAAGACGACGGGCACUGCUGUGGGCACUGGCAAAACCUUGGACACUGCCAUGAUGUCGUGGGCGUCGCUCAUCGCGGCCGACGACCAUCGCGUCCGGAGCAGGUCUGUCGAUGUUGCCAAGCCGCUUGUGAGAGCUUCGGCUGCGUCUGGCGGCUCGGAUCUCACUGCUGCAGACAAGGUCGCAUUCAAUCCGCGGCCCCGACGAUACUCCCAACCCAAUCUCUACAGCACGUCGCCAAGUCGAAAACCACGCACCGUUGACUUUUGGGGCGACGACUCGCGGGUCAAUGAUGAUGAGGAUUGGCCUUUGAUGUGGUCGCGGUCACCGAGCAUUACCCUACUAUCGGGCGCCGGCAGCGCACGACUCGCGAGCUCAGCCGAGAGCAACGAGUCUGGCGCUGGAACAUUUUCUCUCUUUGGCGGAAACUCGCUCCCGCUCGCUCCGCCGUCCCAACCUGAAAGUCCAUCCCCGCACCUUCAGUACUCUAAGAUUUCGGCAGUACAAUCACCAAAACCAGAUCACAGCAGUGGUUUACGAACGGUUGCUCCUCCCACAAGCAACAAUCCCAGCAGUAGCAGCGGCGCUUCUACGACCACGGUGGUGGCGACCCCGCCAUCGCAGCCACCUCCAUCCUCGUCGUCUGACACUGACCGCUCCUCCUCGCAGCAGCGCCCGAUUCACAUGGGCCGCCGCGCUUCCACGGGCGAUAUUCUGCUGCCAUUGCGGCGGCGUCAUUCGCUCGAGGCCUUGAAUUUUGCGUCGCUGAAAAUCAAGGACGCUGGUGCGUUUUUGCGGGCUCUGAGACUCCACAAGUACACUGACACGCUCGUGUCUGCUGGCGUAACGCUAGAAAAGCUCGUCCAAAUGGACGACGGGCAGCUGGAGGCUGUGGGAAUUGCCACCCAGGGUGCGCGGAAGCGGAUGCUCAUCGCCAUUGCCAAGUUCAACGAGUUCCGAUUAACUCGGCAACUGUCGCAGGGCAGCUUGCGAGGGAGCGUUGCGAGUGGUGGCAGCACCCAGUCACUCGGCUCUUCGCUGGGCUCAACCACCUCGAUUGAUUCCCGCCACUUGGGGUCCCAAUCAACAAACGUUGCUGAUGCGGUCCCGCCGUCUGUCGCAGCCACUGUCGUUCCGUCAGCAACCGCCAAUGGUUGUGUUAGCCCCGCUACUUGCACUACACCAGCCGCCGCACCAGCACCACCAUCAGCUGCACCAGCUGUAGCACCAGCACCGCCGACACCGGCAGUCGCAGUUGCGGGCAUGCCAAUGACGACCCCAGCACUCGCUGCUGCCUCAUCCGGCGGCGGCACCAGUGCUGCGCUCCCUCCUCCGGCAUCAACGCGAUCUCGCAUGGGCUUGGACAGCACUGUCCAAGCGCAAUCCGCUGGUUCGACCACCGUUUCGCCCCCACUCUUUGUGUCAAAGAUGACUUUGCACGUCGAUACCACUUCUGGUGGCAGUGUGCAGCGCGAUGGCGAUGAUCACGGUUCCAUUUCGACUGCAUCGACUGUGCAGACUGGUUUAUCGUCCACAGUUCAGGUAUCGCCCCAGCCCCAGCAACAACAACAACAGCAACAGCAACAACAACAACAACAACAACAACAACAACAACAACAACAACAACAACAACAACAACAACAACAACAGAUGCCCCAGCAACAACAACACGGAGUCGCUACGUCUGCUGCGACCCCCGCGGCGAACGACACCGUUUCCAGCACAGCUAAAAUACCACCACGGAAACGUAGUCUCGUGAUGCUGAGUAUCGAUGAACAGCAAGAGGAAACCGGCGUGUCCGAGCGGCCGUGGGCUUUCCCGACGACUGCUGCUGGACACUUGUCUGGACCUUCGUCGCUUGCAACGUCCAAGCGCUCGUCACUUGAGCCAACAAGUGCAGCUACCGCCGCACUGGCCGUGUUUUCGAUGGACGCGGGUCAUUCGUCGGCUCCACACUCGCCACGGGUUGGAAGCUCACUCUAUCACCAAGCUUCGCCUCGUGGCGCUGCCGGCGCGAAUCAUUCUUCGUCCGAGCACCUGGCAGGCUCGUCGACAGCAGGCUCCAUGACUGGAAGCGUGGCAGAUGGCCUCGCCACCGCCGAAGAAGAUGCGCAUUUGAUGCGCGUUCUUGGCCUCGGCGGCUCCGAGGAUGACUUGGAUGUGUCGCGCUUUACAUCGGCUGUGACGUUUGCUGCCGCUGCAGCGGCUGCUCACGAGCUGGCAGGUGGUGCUUCGGAUGAUCUCAGCAGCAACGCCAACAACAGCCUGAGCGGGAAUAGCAGUCACUAUGGCUCGUCUGCGUCGCUUUCGUCCAUGUCAAUGGGAGGUUUCUUGCCAGUGAUGAACCCCAACGUGUCUGCUGCUGCUGCUGCUGCUGCUGCUGCAAACGGUAUUAUCACCGGCGGUUCCUCCAACGCUUCGGCGCCCUUCCGACGUCGCCAUUCGCACGAUGCAUUGGGUCCCAACAUUCCGCGCACCGGGUCGCCGUCUAUGCACGGUGUUGUUUCUGGUGUUGCUCAGCAGCAACAACAGCAGCAACAACAGCAGCAACUACAACCACCACAACAGCAGCAACAGCAACAGCAUGCCUUCCUGUCGCCCCAAACAUCCUAUGGCAGUGGUCCUGCGUUUCAUUCACUCUAUCCUUCUCCAUCACCAACCCAUCUGCAAAUGUCGCCUCGGCGCGGUAGCCACUCGCAGAUUCUGCCCCACUCGCUCUCGCAUGGCACGUUCAUGCAGCAACCACAGAAGCAGCACUUCCAGGGUCCAGGCCUCGACUCGGACAACGCUCCCAGCCAUUGGACGGGCCCUCGAUCGCAUUCGGUCGAAGGAUUGUACACGUAUGGUUUGGAACAGCAUGGCGGCGGCAUGUCGGGCAACUUUGGCAGCUCGCUUGGCUACUUGUCGGGGACACAGUCGCCGACGCGAGGCCACGUCAGCAGUAGCGGCACUCCGAUGGGUGGUGUCUCCCGUCAGGGCUCAAACUCGAGCGUCAUUUUAGAGUCAGGGCUGGGUGGAGCGACGCUUGUGCCACCAUCUCAAGCGCAGCUGCUGCUGCAACAACAGCAACAGCAACAACAGCAGCAGCAGCAGCACCAACAACAACAGCAACAACAACAGCAACAACAACAGCAGCAACAGGCGUAUCCCAAGCAACGGCGUCGACACUCCAUCGCUGUCGUCAACUGUGCGUACCAAAGUCAGAUUCCAGACCUGCGAGACUGGCUCCGCAAUCUCCGACUUCACAAGUACACUGACAAACUGGUGCGGGCUGGAAUCGACUUUGAAAUGCUGUGCAACAUGACUGAAGAAGAAAUGGAAGCUGCAGGCGUCUCGACCCAAGGCGCUCGGACGAGAAUUCUGGUCGCGAUUGAGGAUUUUUUCAACUCGAUUGGCGAAAGUCCCAACCUUGGCGGCAGCAAUGUUGUCAAUGUGAAUGUGAACGCUGUGCACCCAGCGUCAAUGCAGCAGCAGCAGCAGCAGCUCAUGAUUCAACAACAGCAGCAACUGCAACAGCAGCAGCAACAGCAACAGCUGCAGCAUUUGCUCCAACUUCAGCAACAACAGCAGCAGCAGCAGCAAUUUGCAUAUCAACAACAACAGCCACCGCGCACCAUCCAUCGCGCUCACUCGAGCUUCGUGAUUGGAUAUGGAGGUGGAGGUGGCGCUGUCGGUGGCGGACUGCACAGUACACAAAUGGCGGGACCUGCAGCGCAGGCGCAGCAACUCCCGCAACAGCAGCAGUUUGCCCAGUUCUACCCGCAGCAACAACAGCAGCAACAGCAGCAACAGCAACAGCAGCAGCAGCAGCAGCAGCAACAACAACAACAACAAUACCUACAGCAGCAGUUGCAACUCCAGCAACAGCAACGAUUUGGCCUUCUUACUCCGGCAACGCGCAGCGCGCCCGGCACCACUCUGGGGUCUCCCAGCAGCAGCUUUGCCCCCGUGGCUCGACGUGGGUCGGUUGGCAACGGCGGGUCGUCACUGGGCUAUCCGUUUAGCAACAGCGAUCUGACCGUUCCUCCGCCGCAGUUUCAUUGA